AUGAUCACUUUUGCUCUUUUUGAUAUAGUUUACUCGUCGAGUCAUCCACUAUCGAAUCCGAUAAUGUUCACUCAUCGUCAUGCUUUUAUCGUAUUUGCAAGUGGUCCAUUGACGGGACAUUGGAUCUCUCUCGGUUACUGUGCUCUAUUUUUUGCCUUAAGUCUCACCCUACUUGCUGGCCAUUUUCUGUAUCGAUAUUUAUUGAUUUGCAAAAAUAAUUGGAUGUUUAUCUUCAAUAAAUUACAAUUUCUUCCCUUUCUCAUUGUUGUUUGGUUGAGCACUGGCUUUGCCUGGGUGGCUUUCGUUCAUUUUGGAAUGACCGAUUUUAAGGAGACUAGGGACUAUACACGAGUAGCUUUGCGAAGAGAAUUUGAUAUGGAUGCGGACAAGGUUCAAAUGGUUGGACCAUUAUUUUUUUUAGAUGGACCAACGAAUAAUCUCAUCAUUUUCUGGCCAGCCUGGUUUGCAAUGGCCGGCUGUUUCAGCAUUUUGGGAUCAACGUUUGGCAUGAUCCUCUUUUGCUCAUUUGAAAUCCACUCAAAAUUAAAAUCCUGUACAAUGAGUGAGAAAUCGAAGCGACUACAGUAUGAGCUGUUUAAAGCAUUGAUUGUACAGGCAGUGAUCCCAGCAAUAUUCGAGUACACUCCAUGCUUGGUUGCCUUCAGUUCAGCUCUCUUUGGAAUCCCAUUGGGAAGAUGGACAAAUAUCUGCCCAACUCUACUCACAUUUUAUACAUGGCUUGACCCAAUUUGCAUCAUUCUUUGUGUGAAAGACUAUCGAAUGGCGAUUGGGAAGCUUUUGAGUGGUCAAACGAAAAUCAGCUCUCAUCAAGAAACAAGCUACAGUAUCCCGAGAAGCAGAGUCGAUUCAUAUGCAAAGAAGGAGAUCUCAAAAGAU
Messenger RNA from Mesorhabditis belari, 897 nucleotides. Lineage: Eukaryota; Metazoa; Nematoda; Chromadorea; Rhabditida; Rhabditidae. The record is from the annotation of a GenBank genome assembly.